GGAAAUUGGGGCUUCCGGUGAUGCAACUUAGGAAAUGGCUGCCUAGUUUUUCGUACUGCACAUCGGUUGGGAAUUUCCCCCCCAAAUUCAAGUAUUUACUCCGAGCAUUAUAAUAACUUACGCAAAAUGGAAAAGGGGAAAACAGGAAAAGGUCGUGGAGCUACAACAACAGCCCGUAACAAGACAGCAGAAGAUAUAAUCGUCGAAGAACCCGAAAUGGCUAAUGCUAGCGCAAAUAAGAUAGCAGCAGCAAAAGAACCCUCAUUUCGUGAGGUGAUGAAGGAGGAAUUGCGCGAGGCGCUCACAGGCUUACGAGAGGAACUUCGAGAAGAUGUAAGAAAAUAACUGAGUUCAAGAAGGACAUUAACCAGAAACUGGAAGAAAACAAAUUAGAACUUCACAGCAUAUCUACAAGAAUAGGGGACGCAGAACAGCGCAUUGGGGAAACGGACACAUGGAACUUCGCAGUCAAGGAAAUACUUGAACAGUCACUGAAAAGCCAACAUGCACUACAGGCAAAAGUGACAGAACUCGAAUGUUUCUCACGUCGAAACAACAUUAGACUUUAUAACGUAGUAGAGGGCGCAGAAAAAGACUCUGCCCAACUUCGUGGAGGGUCUAUUCAAGGACAUACUUGACGACGACACUGACCAGGGAAUCGAGAGAGCACACCGAGCUCUGGCCUCAAAACCCCCCAGCGGCGCCCCACCAAGAUCCAUAGUAAUACGGUUCCUAAAAUUCUCAGUCAAAGAGAAAGUUUUACAUGCUACCUGGAAAAAACCUGUUAACUUCCAAGGCCAACGAGUGUUCUUUGAUCAUGACUACGCGGGAGAGAUACUGAAAAGAAGGAAAGAAUACACCCCCAUUAAGAAAGCACUUAAAGAGAAGGGUAUUCGCUUCCAAACACCAUACCCGGCAAAAAUGCGGGUAUUUCUGAAAAAAUGGCCCGGUUACAUACGAGCAUGCAGACGAGGCGGCUGAGGACCUGAAGUCAAGGGGCUUCCCAGUGGAGUAUACCGCCAGGAGAAAGGCGACAUCACCAGCGGAAAGACUCGAGCAGGCUCUCCCAUGGAUCGCUGUCAACAAGCAAGGUCAUGGAGAAAGAGGGAAACCAUCUCGGCGAGAGGACGUUCACAUCCGAGAGAGACUCAGGCAUUUCCAACGGGAAGAUGAAAGACACUGAAUCAGAUUUAACAGAAUUAAUAGUUACCGCAGCUGUUAAGACUUUGGGUUGUUACGGUUGACAUUGCAAUAGAUAAAAUAUCUCCCCUAUUUUCCCCCAAUGCUGAACAAGGCGUCCUGGAAUGCCAUCUGGAGCUAGGAUGCCCCACCAGGGUGCCCCCAUGGGCCCCCCCGGCCCCCCGUACAGUGGGAGCCCUACGGUGCGGCCCGGCCUGCCCACCCCGGUCAUGGAGCCCAGCCGCAAGAGACCUGCCCCCUCCCAGCAGAACCAGCAGCAGCAGAACGUACAGAACCGGGCCAGAAACGCCAAGAGAAGGAAAAUGGCAGACAAGAUUCUUCCACAGAGGAUCCGUGAACUGGUCCCUGAGUCACAGGCUUACAUGGACCUGCUGGCCUUCGAACGUAAACUGGACCAGACCAUCAUGCGUAAACGGGUGGACAUCCAGGAAGCCCUGAAGAGACCCAUGAAGCAAAAGCGUAAACUGAGGCUGUACAUCUCCAACACCUUCAACCCUGCCAAGCCCGACGCUGACGACUCGGAUGGCAGUAUUGCAUCAUGGGAGCUGCGGGUUGAGGGGAAGCUGCUGGAUGAUCCUGGGAAGCUGAAGAGGAAAUUCUCCUCUUUCUUCAAGAGCCUGGUGAUUGAGCUGGACAAAGACCUAUACGGUCCUGACAACCACCUUGUAGAGUGGCACCGCACUCCCACCACCCAGGAGACGGACGGCUUCCAGGUGAAGCGGCCAGGGGACGUGAGCGUGCGCUGCACACUGCUGCUAAUGCUGGACUACCAGCCCCCCCAGUUUAAACUUGACCCUCGCCUGGCCCGGCUGCUGGGUAUCCACACCCAGACCCGCUCCUGUAUCAUCCAGGCCCUGUGGCAGUAUGUCAAGACCAACAAGCUGCAGGACUCCCAUGACAAGGAGUACAUCAACUGUGACAAGUACUUUCAGCAGAUCUUUGACUGCCCGAGGCUCAAGUUCUCGGAGAUCCCCCAGCGUCUCACCAACCUCCUCCUGCCCCCUGACCCCAUCGUCAUCAACCACGUCAUCAGUGUGGACCCUAACGACCAGAAGAAGACGGCAUGCUAUGACAUUGACGUGGAGGUGGAGGACCCCCUGAAGAGCCAGAUGAGCAGCUUCCUGCUCUCCACCGCCAACCAGCAGGAGAUCGCCUCAUUGGACAACAAGGUGGGACAACCACACAGGAAGGAUAGCCAAUCACAAUUACCCAAGAUGACCUUAAAGAUCCAUGAGACCAUUGAGUCCAUCAACCAGUUGAAGAUCCAGAGGGACUUUAUGCUCAGCUUCUCCAGGGAUCCUAAGGGCUACAUCCAGGACUGGCUCAAGUCCCAAAGCAGAGACCUGAAGCUGAUGACAGACGUGGUGGGGAACCCAGAGGAGGAGAGGAGGGCGGCGUUUUACCACGAGCCCUGGUCCCAGGAGGCCGUCAGUCGCUACUUCUACUGCAAGAUCCAGCAGAGGAGACAGGAGCUGGAGCAGGCCUUGGCCGUGAGGAACACCUAAACGCCGUCUCGGACGUCACGCUGCACUCUUCAUCUGACCCCAGACCUGUGUUUGUUAUUUUUUUUUGCUUUCUUCACAUUCACAGUACUGUGACCCGUGGCCUCUGACCCAUCCCCAAUCGCAUGUAUCUAAAAAAAAAAAAGAAAACUUGGAACAAUCUGUUCAUCUCUGAUGGACAUGACCGGACAUCUCUCUCCACACUCCUGGAAUCCCAGGCCCACAGUUGGUUACUUUUUAAUGUCACCCACUAGCAUGUCACAGUCUUUCCAUAGAGACUACAAGUCAUUGUACCAGCUGCCUGCAGAAUGAUCACUGUGUCUUGGAUUCAUCUCAACCAGAUGGACUGAAUCCAGCAGUACUGUACAUAAUAGAAAGGUCAUAAUGGUCCACUGCAUCUCAUUCGUGAGUCCAAAGUGGUUGUUUGUAACCUAUUGUUUCAAGUGUCUUGACUCACACACAGUUUGGAUUGUGCCCAUUUUGUUUUUAGUGUAUCAUUAGCUGUAUGGUUCGUGUGAGCCGUAUGCUCAAGAGUGUGUGUGUUUUGAUGUGUGGAACCAAAUGAACACCAGCGGAAUGAAGAUUACAGUAUGAAGUAAUGGGUCGUGGGACUGGGCGAAUUUCUCUUCUGAAGCCCAAACGUUGAGGUCUGUCAUUUUAAAACAUGAAUUUGUUCAAGGUAGGCAGCUUUCGUGAAUUAGAUUUUCCCUCAUUAUAAACUAAUCUAAAAUGCAAUCUAAGAUUAGUUUAAUUUCUUUCAACUUUCUUCUGUAAUUUACUUAAACAAUGUAACAGUAUAAGUAGAUCUCUGUGUAAGUGAAUAUGUAUUUCAGCAGAUUGUUAAAAGGGACAAUGACAAUUAACACCAAUGUCUGCUGGCUGUAGAAAGGAUAGAUGGUGACAUGAUGAGUAAGCACAAGGUGAAGUACUGUAGCAACACUUGGCAGUCAGUACACCCUGUAAUGCUUUUACAGACUAACUCUCUGUUACAAAGCACCCAGACAGACUUGCCGCAGCGAAUUGCCAUGCAUAUGGAUUAGCUUUCGUGGUUUGUGCUGCUUCAUUGUCCUGUCAUAAUAACUCUACAAAAGUCAUGUCUGGGAACAGUAUUAGCUACAGAUCUCUCCCAAUACUCAAGCCAGUGUUUUUUUAAAUAUUAACGAUAGACACAUUUUGGAAUAUGAUGUAACCAACACCAUUUCCUAUGUUGAACAAUCAUGGGGCGGGCAGUGAAGCUGCAGCCACAUCUGUACAUUACCUGCUAUGAAAAAUGUUGGCCGGUAACUAAUUCUAUUAUUUGAAAUGAAUGACGAAAUGGGUCUUUGUUCAUUGUAUUUUUAGUUAACAUCCAUUGUGAACUUCCUGUCCCAAAUGGAUCUGUCUGACAGUAUUUUGUCCUUGAACAUUUUGACGGAGUCACCAAAGGUCUCGAUAAAAGAGUAUUAUACUAGUUAAAAUAGACAAUGAACAAUGGUUACUGUGAUUUUGUCUCAGCUCGAUAAAGCUAUGUUACCAGUUAAAACUGAAGGGUGAAUAUGAAGACAUUUUUAAGGGAUAUGUGAAUGUAAAUAUCAUUUUUUCCCCCUUAAGGGCAACUGUACAGCCUAUGACUGUCUGUUUGUCUGUUUCGUUUAGGGAACGGCGGGACAUAUGGGGUGGGAAGGAUUGGGUUUCAUAGGUUUAAAGCUGUAGGACAGGGACGCUAGUGUCCCUCUAUGUACACUUGGGGGAGGGGGGGGGGUAUUUUAGGUCCUUGUUGAGUUUUAAUGGGGCAGAACCAUAGAAUUGAAUGCUGGGAUUGAUGAUGCCUCCAUCUCGCCACAUACAAGGCUUGCUCAUCUCUAACUACCACAGCAACUCAGUUCUGUGCCCUUCUAGUUUUGUGUGUCAUGGGAGAAGCCUUCUCAGUUUCUGAUUUGAAAUCGACACUGCUGUCUUCUGUAACGUUCAAACUUGUGUCCUUGUUACAUUUGUUUUGUGUCAAGAUGCUCUUCAACAUGGCUGAGUUCCUAUACUCAGCAUAAACAGAGGUUGCGUUUCAUAAAGACCUAUGCAUGCUGCAUGGACAGGUUUUAUACAUUUCAAACAGGACAUGUAAAUACCCUCACAAAUGCAUGGAAGCGGAUUUGAAGAGCACUGGAUUUGACACAAUCUUUUGUGAAGGGGCCUUUUUCGAACAUUUGCUAAAAACCUGUAUGCUACCCAGCCAGCAUAGAUGUUAUCUGCAUAUGAGAGUUUUUGUCACUACAGGUUCCAUGUAUGUCAACUUCACCAAUCAAGGGAGCAUACUAGUUGUUGUAUUCAAUUGUGUCAAUCGAUACUUGUUUGACCCAGAUGUUCUUGUAUGUUUGGCAGUCAUGGAGCAUCUUUGACUGUUGGGCACCCCUUGCUGGGCAUUCUAGAAACUUCAACUCACUGACACCCUCUGUCUGACAAUGGAAACCUGUCAUUUGACUAAUAUAAAAGACUGUACUUAAA
Molecule: messenger RNA, 5180 nt
Organism: Salvelinus namaycush (lake trout)
Lineage: Eukaryota; Metazoa; Chordata; Actinopteri; Salmoniformes; Salmonidae
Product: SWI/SNF-related matrix-associated actin-dependent regulator of chromatin subfamily D member 3-like
Exons: 13
Coding region: 1305-2705 (466 amino acids)
Biological process (GO): regulation of transcription by RNA polymerase II
Cellular component (GO): nucleus; SWI/SNF complex
Source: RefSeq, a predicted model, not a curated record